Molecule: messenger RNA, 1591 nt
Organism: Amoebophrya sp. A25
Lineage: Eukaryota; Dinophyceae; Syndiniales; Amoebophryaceae
Source: the annotation of a GenBank genome assembly
AACCAAGUCAGAUAUAUUGUUCUCGCAUCCCUCAAAAAGUACAUCAAUUUUUCUCGUCGUCUGCGAGCACCACCUGGUAGAUCGUGGUCAUCUACUUCUCCGGUUCCAACACAAGUAGUCUAAAAAGCAGUUUGAUCUUACUAAUUAUUAUUUUGGCUGCCUUGGGCCCCAUAAUUUUGUCAAGAUGGAGCAGCAUCAAAUCCACGUGUGGGAGAACACGUACCAGAUGGAACCGAAGCCCGAACAAAAAUUUUUGCCAUCACGAGUAACAGAAAUUAUCGAUAAAGUGAUGACAGAUAAACUCUCGGAGAGGUAUUUAAUAUAACUUUGAUUGCUAAGUAGAUGAAGAACAACAUGCAAGAAGAUGAUCUGUCUUUGUGAUUUUCGAAGAUGAUGUACUACAACUUACGCACUACUUUUUAGUACUUAAACUUAUAAUAUUUGGCUUAUUAGCAAUCUGAAUCUUGAUCUUCUCCAUUCGACCGCUACCUUCCCUCAUCCAUAGGGAGUACGAUCCGGAUCAGGCCAAGACAUGGACACUUGAGCUCUGUAACGAAAUCAAAGCGGCGGUGAAGCAACACGGGGAAAUUCCAAGACACAAGAUAAUAUGCCAGGUCCGUCUAGUUAUUUGGAUACCCAUCUUGUUCAUGUUAGUAUCUAAUUCAUCGCAUUUUUGGAGGACUCAAAAUGCUUGUUGACGGUGGUGUCACAACAUGUGGUGUCAUUCCUCUUUACCUACCAUUCUCGCGCUGGAGGUCAUCUCUUUCGCAUUCUCGAAACUGCAGGUAGUGAUUGGUGAAGCAGCAGGACAGGGCAUGCGAGUAGUAUCAAAGUGCCUGUGGGAUGUAAACGUGGAUAAUUGGGCGAGCUUUUCAUUCAAGAGCCCCACUAUGUUUGCGGUGGGUAUGGUCUUCGGAUGCUACUACGAGUAGGUCGAUUCUGGCAUUAGCACCAGAGGCGAGGGACCGGAUAGUCGCUUUGAACGAGUAUGAGCAUGACCACGACUAGUAAGACAACAUCAACAAAAAUUCAUCAUGUGUAUGGUGUUAAAAGAAGAUGCCAAGUGAUAUUGAUAUUCAUUCUUAAUUAAGUAGAUAGCUCGUAGACGAAGGCGAUCUGUUUUGUGCUUCUUGACUGCUCGAUUGUAAUUCACGAUCACGACAAAUUCUUUCAAGCCUCAAGAAUGUAGUCACUCACUAGUAUAAUAGACCGACGACUGAUGUUGUGUGAAUUCUCCCUAUUCCAUCUCGAGAACUACGACGAGUAUAGAUGGAUUUGACUUACAUGGACGACCACGACGAAGAUGAAGAUGAUCAAAGAGAUCAUUUUUUGCAAGCGAACGCGAUUCGAUUCAUAGAUACACCAAAGGAGGAUCCCUCCUGGAGUUCUAGAACUUGCCAAUUGGACUUGAAAACCUUCCCAGUCCGCAAAAUUAAAUCUUCUGCUGAGUCAGGUGCUCACAUUUCUGCAUGACAUUUGAACUAUGUAUCUUCAAUCUCGUGACCUUAGACUUGAUGUUGAUCCCAUGCUAUCCAUUAAGCGACGAGCGACGCUCUCAAGGUGGUUUGGUGGCAACAUCGAGAAGUUCCAC